AUGGAGGUCUCUCAAAGUGACGACUCGCAGGCUCUCCGCUCCGCGAUACACAAAGCUGCCUCAGCGGCGGGUCUCACCUCCGAGCUCUGUCACGACAGCAUUGCGCCCUCGGAUCCCACCAGUGCGGCUGCUGGUCUUUCCACUGGGCCACCACCCGCUCCCAUAUCGUCUGGAGUGGAGCAGCAACGGGCACCGUUGACUGAGCAAGCUGACCCCGUCACAUUACACUAUCUCGGACCGCAACAGUCCAGCUGCAUGACUUUCCGUCUAAACUGCGGCCUUCUUGGGGGGCCUACCAGCCUUGGGCGUAUAGUGGAUCCGCCUCUAGACAUUGCGCCUUAUCUAGGGCCCAACCAGCACUCUCUGGCGGCUCAGAUCUACUGGUACUGCACCGAAACAAGUCUUAACUUUCUCUACCAACUCGCCGGCCAGGACCCCAGCAGAAUUGCAUCCGUCGCUCAGCAUCAUCCUAUCUUUGCAACUAUGCUAAGGCAUGUUUCUACGUUCUGUAGUCAUAAUUACCUUAUUGCUCUCGCUGAGGCGCGUCUUGAGUUCUAUCGCGUCGGCUACUGCAAGGCAGAUAACCUGGCAGCAAUAAGGGAUUCAGGUCUUCUAUUACGGCAACGUGUCGAGCAAGAGUAUAAUAUGGCGGGCCAGGACUUAGAAGAGUGGUUGAACGUGACCAAAGUAGCACGAGUUGUUGAAGAAAGAUUGCAAAGUCGGGAGUUGAGGCGGCUUGAAGCCGCGGUCCGAAACGAUGGCACGGAUGUAACAGCAAGAAAGCUACUGGAGGCCUUCAUCCACAAGUUUUGGCUGGAAUCUACCUGUUUCGGCGAUGGGCCAAGAUGGAAGUCAUCUUCAUAA
Molecule: messenger RNA, 864 nt
Organism: Cryphonectria parasitica EP155
Lineage: Eukaryota; Fungi; Ascomycota; Sordariomycetes; Diaporthales; Cryphonectriaceae
Exons: 2
Coding region: 1-864 (287 amino acids)
Source: RefSeq, a predicted model, not a curated record